Camelina sativa (false flax) is the source of this 568-nucleotide messenger RNA. Lineage: Eukaryota; Viridiplantae; Streptophyta; Magnoliopsida; Brassicales; Brassicaceae. The record is from RefSeq and is a predicted model, not a curated record.
UAUCAUCAACCAGCAACAAGCAAUUCAACAACUGUACAUCUUCAGAAGCUUAACAAGAAUUCAAACUUUCGGACAAAGAAAUAAAAAUGGCUUUGGUGAGAAGUCUAUUGGGAGCAAAGAAGAUUCUAAGCCGCUCCACCAGAGCAGCCUCGACGACCCCAAAAGGCUUUCUUACGGUGUACGUAGGAGAGAGCCAGAAGAAGAGAUAUUUGGUGCCAAUCUCAUACCUAAACCAGCCUUCAUUUCAAGCUCUGCUAAGUAAAUCCGAGGAAGAGUUUGGAUUCGAUCAUCCGAUGGGUGGCUUAACGAUUCCUUGUCCUGAAGAUACCUUCAUCACCGUAACAUCCAGGCUUUGAUGAUGAUAUUUAAAAGUUGUAAAAAGUAACAGUGGUUAGAGAUAUAAACUAAUGUAUAAUAUAAGUUAGUUUUUUCCCUCUUUAUUUGUGAAAAAAAAAAGACGUUACAAAACUCAAAUGUGAAUACCAGUUUUGUGUACAAAACAAUGGUGGCAACAGGUAUCACAGAUAGUAAUUUGACAAUAACUUCAUUUUGCUGCUGUAUAAACAAA